AUGGGGAAGACUCCGAAGAAGGAGAAGAAGGAGAAGAAGGAGAAGGAGGUUGAGGCGAUGGAGGAGGACGCCGUCGCGCCCGUUCGGACACUCAUCCCCAUCGCGAAGCCUCUCGCGGACGACAAGCUCGGCAAAAAGGUGCUGAAACUCGCGAAGAAGGCCGCGAAGAAGAAGCAGAUCAAGCGCGGAGUGAAGGAGGUCGUCAAGGCCAUCCGCAAGAACUUGAAAGGAAUCUGCAUCCUCGCGGCGGACAUCAGCCCCCUGGACGUCAUUACGCACAUUCCAGUUCUCUGCGAGGACAACGCGGUGCCGUACCUCUACGUCACGAGCAAGGAGGAGCUCGGCGCCGCGGGCCUGACCAAGCGCCCCACGUCCUGCAUGCUCGUCAUGCCCAAGCCCGCCAAGGGGUCCGCGGAGAAGGACGAGGAGUUCGACGAGUCGUAUAAGGAGGUCCACAAGAAGGUCAAGUCCAUGCAGCCCGUCUUCUGA
Pedinophyceae sp. YPF-701 is the source of this 489-nucleotide messenger RNA. The record is from the annotation of a GenBank genome assembly. Lineage: Eukaryota; Viridiplantae; Chlorophyta; Pedinophyceae.